AAAAUAGCCUUUUCGCCGUUAUAACUACAGAUGAAGGUAUUCAUUUGGAGUACGUUGCAGCUAUUGCUCCUGCAGAACGUUAGUGGAUCUCCAGUAGGUGAGGAGACCUUCGAUGGAGUUCCUCGGUUGCGUGGCCCGACUUUUUGUGGAAGAAGCUCAGCAAAUAUUAAAGAAGGCUUUAUUGAGUGAUGGAGGAACAAGUGUAUGCAGUCAUCUGCAGAGAGUUUUCAACUCUAGUGAGAAACUAAACUUGGUAGAGUAUGGAUCACAACCUCCAGAUCACAGCUUGCUGGAUGAUACAAACCUCUUAUGGAGUGGAUCAGCCACUCUUCAAAAAGAUACUGUCUAUUUGACACUUCAAGCUGAAGAUGAAGGUCCAGUACUGUUUGUGUCACCAACUGCACAUAAUUCACCAACACUCGGAAAUGUUUUUAAUGAAACAUCGAAUGACAUAAUAUUGCAGAACAGACUACUAAACAUGACAUACAACUGUGCAAGUAAAAAACUAUCUAUCCAUAUUGAUGUCAGUUCGCCAACAGCAGUUAUUAAGAAUGUCCUAAGUUUCAACAGAUUCACAUUUUCCCUCUCAAUGGUUGUUGACUCAAGAGACGCAUUUGAGACUGCUGUGUUUAGUGGGUCAACUACCUUUCUUGAUAUUCCAGCCUUUGUUGCUGUCAGGUUCAAAUAUGCCACUAGAGCUGUAGAUAUAAGAGGCGUUCCCACUGAAAGGAGUAUAACCCUUGAAAAGGCAUUAGAAGCGAUAUCAGUUGAUGGACUAAAGAUGCCUACAAAUAAUAUCCGGGAGCUUUCGAAUGUUGCACUUUUUGGUAAAAUAGAGAAAGGUAUGACUACUUUUGCUAUGGAAGGCAGGAGUAAUGGCUGUACGGUUGUGCUGCUUCAUGAACUAUCAAACAACAGCAGCAAUGCUGCUCUAAUAGCUUGCAUUAGCAGUAUUGGUUUACAGGAACUCAUCAUGGCAGUAUCAGAUACCAAUAUAUCCAGGACACCCAUCUAUUCUGACUUAGCGGUCUCAAACCUGCGCUUCUCUUCAGCUACAGGUGAAAUCUCAACACCUCUGUUGUCCCAGAUCUUCCCAACAAACUCUCCAUUGGCAGUGUUUGGUAGCAGGAUUCACAGUGGAAUCAGAGCCUAUCUCACUGCCCAAAUAGCUGGAGUUAGCAUGACUGGGAUAUUGAGCCAUAAGAAACUGGUUUUUGAAGUUCCCAGCGGUACACAAAUCCAACUGAGUAAACUACUAAGUAGUUAUCCUCCUCUCAGUGGUUUGGGGUCAUUUCCUCUGGUGGGAAGGAGUAUAAUUGACUCUAGAGUAUCAAGGGUUUCGUAUGAUCCUGACAGUAAGCUUUUUGUGCUAAGUUCACACUUGCCCAAACUCCUCCUUAUUCCAAACGUGAUGCUUCUCUCGAAUGUUGCCUUAGAUAUCAAUGCUACACUUCAGCAGACGCUGUCAGUUACACAAUUAAACCUAACAAGCAGUUGGCUCUUUGGGUCACUCAAUGUAACCACACAAUUGUCAUACAAUGGUACUGAGGGGGUGUAUCAUGUGAGGGGGUUCACAACUCAAACUCUACAAAUCAAUGACCUGUUUAGGAAUAUACUUGGAUCCGAUCUUCCCAGUGCCCUGAAGUCCCUUACUCUGACCACAGCAGUGGGGAGCAUAUACAGCAAUGGUAACUACAUCAUAAUAUUCAGUGGCAGUCUUAGGGAGGGGAAGGUUUGUCUAGUUUUUCUCAAAGACAGCACUGGAACAAAGCUUGGUCUUGUGGCUAGUGUCAAAGGAACGAGGCUGUCGGAUUUGGUCCACUCUGCAAACGGAGUAGAUAUAAGUGGAACGCCGUUCUUUGGGGACCUAAAUAUUUCCAUGGCGGUAUCAAUAGCAUCUGCUCCCAUUGAGAAAAGCAGGCUAAUUAACAUACUACCCAAAGAGAUUAACAAAGUCUUCCCUACUGAUGGUGAUAUGUUUCCAGUUGGAGUUGUUUCCCAUUUUAGAAUUAAUGUGUCUGGCACCAUUGGCACAGACUGCACAUUGAGCAAUGGUAUAGUGAAAUGUACCUCUCUAAAGUCAGCUAACUUCACAGUCAAACACCUGGCAAGAGAGAUACCUGGUUUGAGGAAGGCGAUAGAUGAGCUUCCUUCAGAGAUAUCAAGUGUUAUUAAUGCCAAGGUAAACACAUUUUCUUUCAAUUCAACCACUAAUGAAUUCAUCAUUGGAAUGGAAAUGAAUAAGUUGGUAUUUGUCAAGGAAUUUCUGUCACUCUCUGGAGUAAGGAUAAGGUAUGAAGGAAGAUUGGGCUCAGUCAUUAGUACAACCUCUAUUGAAAUUGAAGGCACAUGGCACAUCUCAGAG
Molecule: messenger RNA, 2365 nt
Organism: Geodia barretti
Lineage: Eukaryota; Metazoa; Porifera; Demospongiae; Tetractinellida; Geodiidae
Source: the annotation of a GenBank genome assembly